Molecule: messenger RNA, 1317 nt
Organism: Dipodomys ordii (Ord's kangaroo rat)
Lineage: Eukaryota; Metazoa; Chordata; Mammalia; Rodentia; Heteromyidae
Gene: Rbfox1
Product: RNA binding protein, fox-1 homolog (C. elegans) 1
Exons: 13
Coding region: 1-1263 (420 amino acids)
Biological process (GO): regulation of alternative mRNA splicing, via spliceosome; nervous system development
Cellular component (GO): cytoplasm; nucleus
Molecular function (GO): mRNA binding
Source: RefSeq, a predicted model, not a curated record
AUGCUGGCGUCCCAAGGAGUCUUCCUCCAUUCCUACGGCGUCCCCAUGGUCCUACCCGCCGCCCCCUAUUUCCCUGCACUCAUUCAGGGUAACCAGGACGCGGCGGCCGCCCCGGACACCAUGGCUCAGCCUUACGCCUCGGCCCAGUUCGCUCCGCCACAGAACAGCAUCCCAGCGGAAUACACCGCCCCGCACCCGCACCCGCACCCCGCGCCGCCGGACUACACGGGCCAGACCACGGCCCCCGAGCACACGCUCAACCUGUACCCGCCCGCCCAGCCGCACCCCGAGCAGAGCGCCGACACCAGCGCGCAGACCGUGUCCGGGACCGCCACACAGACAGACGAUGCCGUACCAACAGACGGUCAGCCUCAGACACAACCUUCCGAAAACACGGAAAACAAGUCUCAGCCCAAGAGGCUGCAUGUGUCCAACAUCCCCUUCCGGUUCCGAGAUCCUGACCUCCGACAAAUGUUUGGUCAAUUUGGUAAAAUCUUAGAUGUUGAAAUUAUUUUUAAUGAGCGAGGCUCCAAGGGAUUUGGUUUCGUAACUUUCGAAAAUAGUGCCGAUGCGGACAGGGCGAGGGAGAAAUUACACGGCACCGUGGUAGAGGGCCGUAAAAUCGAGGUAAAUAACGCCACUGCACGGGUAAUGACAAAUAAAAAGACCGUCAACCCCUACACGAAUGGCUGGAAAUUGAAUCCUGUGGUGGGUGCAGUCUACAGCCCUGAAUUCUAUGCAGGCACGGUUCUGUUGUGCCAGGCCAACCAGGAGGGAUCCUCCAUGUACAGUACCCCCAGUUCACUUGUAUACACUUCCGCAAUGCCCGGCUUCCCGUACCCGGCUGCCACCGCUGCUGCAGCCUACCGCGGGGCGCACCUGCGAGGCCGCGGCCGCGCCGUGUACAACACCUUCCGGGCCGCGGCGCCCCCACCCCCGAUCCCGGCCUACGGCGGAGUAGUGUAUCAAGAGCCUGUGUAUGGCAAUAAAUUACUGCAGGGUGGUUACGCCGCAUACCGCUACGCCCAGCCUACCCCUGCCACUGCCGCCGCCUACAGUGACAGUUACGGACGAGUUUAUGCUGCCGACCCCUACCACCACACACUUGCUCCAGCCCCCGCCUACGGCGUUGGUGCCAUGAAUGCUUUUGCACCUUUGACUGAUGCCAAGACUAGAAGCCACGCAGAUGAUGUGGGUCUCGUACUCUCUUCAUUGCAGGCUAGUAUAUACCGAGGGGGAUACAACCGUUUUGCUCCAUACUAAAUGACAAAAAAAAAAACCAACAACAACAACAACAAAUAAACAACAGAAAAACAA